Molecule: messenger RNA, 1566 nt
Organism: Klebsormidium nitens
Lineage: Eukaryota; Viridiplantae; Streptophyta; Klebsormidiophyceae; Klebsormidiales; Klebsormidiaceae
Source: the annotation of a GenBank genome assembly
AUGGGUUUCGCUUGCAGGGGGCCGUUCUUUCUUGUGGGGCUCGUGCUGGCCUUUACUUGCGAUCAGGCAUUUGCCGGUCGCGGCACGCCCCCCCACGCCGGGGAGGCUCAGCUGCCCUUUGAGGGCUUAGAGUCGGCCAGCCUUAAUUCCACCAGCCGCAAGCUUCUGCAAUCGGUUCAGUGUCCCAGUGAUACCCAGGACGUCACCUGUGACGUCAUCCCCGCUCCAGCUGUGCCUCCCCCCGUCCGAACCUUUGGCCGUACCUUUGCCGACACCCCCUCUGCCUUCUGGCGUAGUGACUCCCUCUUCAACUCCGACGUCAGCCCCGUUACCCAUAACUGGGCCCGCCCGAACCGCGUGGUCAACCUGGUCAACAGCUGCUUCUCGCCGGUUGGAAUCACGUUAGCGAGCAACACAACAAACGGCGAUUUCUGGCGCAUCUUCCAGCCCAACGGAGCCGCGCUCGCGGCCGCGCCCGCGACGUUCAACCUACCGCCCGGCGGCGCGCAAAACAAUCUGCUGCUGAUCAACACUUCGCCGUUUCCUUCGAGAAAUCCGCGCACGGGGGGUAUUCUCGUUACCCCCCUUCCGCCCACGCUCGUUCCGCCCAGUCCGCCCGGCGUGGACGGACUCUUCAUCAGCAGCACCACCGACCCGUUCGCGGCAAGCACCGUCACCCUCCCGGGCGCACCCGGGGUAUUCACAUUCGCCUCGCUGCAGAGCGCCAACCCCAGUGUAACUGCGGCCCCGGUCGUCAUUGCUGUGACGAUCUUUUGUCCCCGCUUGUUGCCCGUGAACACUCCCCCAGUCACUACUCCACCGGCUGGGGGGGUGGUAACUUUGCCUGCGAAGACCCCCCCGGUCACUACGCCGCCGGUUGGGGGGGUGGUGACUCCACCGGUGAGCACCCCCCCGAUUGUCAUUCCCCCGGCCACAACCACGACUCCUCCAAUCAUCACCCCCCCGGCUAUAACGACCCCGGUCACGGCCCCCCCCGUCACAACUACCCUGGCCAUCACUCCCCCGGCCACCCUUACUCCCCCCCCGAUCGGACCGGUUUUCCCGACCCCUAGCCUGCCUAUACCGUUGACAGGAGGCGGUGCAGCUGGUUUACCGCUUUUCUAUCCGGGGGUCCCCGAGGCCCCGCCUCUUGCGCAGGGCCCGAAGCUAGUGCCGUUGCCAUCCACACCGCCCCCGAAGAGCCCUUCCCCGUCCCCCGACCGCCCCGGUCACGACCGCAACUGUGAUUACUACCCCUGCCGCGGCCACAACCGCCCCGGCCACCGCUGCGCCAAAGACUACUGCCCCGGCCACAACCGCCCAGGCAACUAUUGCGCCGGUUACGACUGCCCUGGCGACCAGUGCCCCGGCUACAACCGCCCCGGCCACAACUGCCCCGGUCACUGCUGCGCCGAUCACUACUGCCCCGGCCAUAACCGCCCCGGUCACUACUGCCCCGGUUACAACUGCCCCGGCUACAGCUGCGCCGAAGACUACCGCCCCGGCCACAACUGCCCCGGCCACGAGUGUCUCAGCCCCGGUCAUAACCGCCCCAGCAACCACUGA